AUGGUUGAAUAUCCUUACGAAAUUACACCUCUUCAACAUUUCGAGGAUGAGGAGCGCAUGAACAUUCUUGCUGCAACUAUCAACACUGGACGUUUCAGUGUUAGUUGCAGCAAGAAUGUUCAUGCGCUCCUCAUCCUCGAAAUGUUGAAGAGGUGUAAUUUCGUAAGGAUAUUCAACCAUUUUUUUGUUUCCCAGCGCAGCUGCCUCUUGAAUUGGGCUUAUGCCGAAGCGGUUUUGAAUUGUUGGCAGAGUAUUAUAUUUUUCGUACACGACCUUGGCAAUUUCUACAUCCCUGAUACAGCUGCACAAAAGAAAGCUGUAUUUCCAUAA
Messenger RNA from Fraxinus pennsylvanica, 330 nucleotides. The record is from the annotation of a GenBank genome assembly. NCBI's taxonomy places the organism in Eukaryota, Viridiplantae, Streptophyta, Magnoliopsida, Lamiales, Oleaceae.